UCCUGCCGCAACCUCAGCUCAGUGUCGGAUUCAUAAUAAACGCGACAGUCUCUCUUUUGCUAGGGUUUACAACGAGGAAGCCACUAUGUUAAGUUUUUGUUAAAAAAUUUGGAAGACAGAUUACUCCUGGACGCGCGGAAAGGGGCAUGCGUAAUAACACAAAGGAGAAGACAAAUACUGGUCAGAUACAUUAUUGCCGUAUUGGAACUAAACAGAGAUGCCUGAAGUUCGGGACCUUUCCGAGGCUCUGCCCGAGAUGUCCAUGGAUCCAAUCACUGGAGUUGGUGUCGUAGCGUCCCGAAGCAGAGCACCAACUGGUUAUGAUGUUGUUUCAACAACAACUGAUGGUUUGGAUGCUGACCUGUGGAAAGAUGGACUUUUUAAGUCUAAAGUUACCCGAUACCUGUGCUUCACCAGAGUAUUCUCAAAGGAAAAUAGCCAUUUAGGAAAUGUUCUUGUUGAUAUGAAGCUGAUCGAUAUAAAGGACACCCUGCCUGUGGGCUUCAUUCCAAUCCAAGAGACUGUUGACACCCAGGAACAGGCAUUCAGGAAGAGGCGACUUUGUAUCAAGUUUAUUCCACGAGACUCUACGGAGGCAGCCAUCUGUGAUAUUCGAAUCCUGGGAAGGUCAAAGCAGGCUCCCCCACAAUACACCUUUAUUGGAGAGCUAAACAACAUGGGUAUCUGGUAUCGUAUGGGUACUGUGCCACGAGCUCGGGACUCCUCUAACACAUCAGCCGUGAAUGACGUCCAGGAUAUGAAUUCUACCUCCACUUCGGGCCCUGUCCCUCCAGUUCCAGUGACUAAGCAUUUUUCCAUGACUCUCCCCGCCACUUUCAGAGGGAAAAACACUACUCGACCAGAUUACGAGCACCAAAACUCCAACCUUUACGCAAUCUCUGGUUUGAUAUUCAGCAUUUCUCUAAAGUUUAAGAUGGCAAUGUGGGUGGUAAUGCUGCUAAAGCAUGAGAAAAUGGAGGUCUAUGAGCAAUUCUAUCAACAUUAGUGAUUGUUACAGUUGUUGUAGAAUCCUGUCUUGUCAUGUUUUUUGUAUGUUAGGUUUGUUGUGCUUUUUAUAGCCUUCAGCUGGGUUUUAGCUUGUAAUUUCUCUGAAUUAAUUGGGCCCUAUUAUUAUAAACCUUGCAGUUUGGCCAUUGGCCUUUGAGAUAGACUGGGUUAAAUUGUGGCUUCCUUCCGAUUCCUAAAAAAAUGACACAUUUUGUGUAGCCAAUUUUUCCAAAACGGACCAAGGCAUCAAGCAAGCCUGUGUAGUGAGUCAUGAAGGAAGGUACUGGUCUACCUCAAGAAGUUGGGGUGGCGUGGCUCAGUGGUAGAGUAGUUGUCCCCCAAACCCAUAGGUUGUGGGUUCAAUUCUCCGCCCUGAUGAACACGCCUAAGUGUCCUUGAGCAAGAUACUGAACCCCACGUUGCUCCUGGUGCUGCGUCACCAGUAGGUGGAUGGUGAGAUAGUGUAAAGCGCUUUGAGCGCCUUGAAAGGUGGAAAAGCGCUAUAUAAGUGUAACACCAUUUAACACCAUUUGUUAAACUGAGCAAGCAUGAUAACUUUCAAAUUUGAGGCUGAAGGCGAGCAUUUGAGUGACGCAAUUUGUCUGCAGCAGCACUUAUUCUUUUAUGUUACUGCAUAAGUUAUUGCAGUGUAGUUAUUGAAAUACAUUUACACUGAAAAUUAUAAACUGGUAAAUUGAUUUUGAGAUUGACAGCACUAUAGAGGUGCAUACCCUGCUUAUUAUGGCUGAAACAGUACUAUUUUCAUUUUACUCACUCCUCAACACUAAAUUUUGGUAUAUUAUUAUUGUUGUAUGUUACUGAUAUGCAUAUUCGUGGAUAUACUGAAUAUCGG
Messenger RNA from Corythoichthys intestinalis (scribbled pipefish), 1861 nucleotides. It is a transcript of the gene mvb12ba, whose product is annotated as multivesicular body subunit 12Ba. Lineage: Eukaryota; Metazoa; Chordata; Actinopteri; Syngnathiformes; Syngnathidae. The transcript is spliced from 8 exons. Gene Ontology annotation, cellular component: late endosome; ESCRT I complex. The coding region runs from base 218 to 1006 and encodes 262 amino acids. The record is from RefSeq and is a predicted model, not a curated record. Gene Ontology annotation, biological process: virus maturation; regulation of epidermal growth factor receptor signaling pathway; viral budding.